AUGCGUGUAAUUAAGUGUGUAAAGACAUCAGAAGUCGUGUUACUCUUAUUGUUCUCGCUGUCAAUCAUCCAGGAUGGAUCGUGCAUCAAGUGGCUGGCCUUAGGUAAGACAUCCGACGGACGAGUUUGGACCCGUGAAUUGUGUACGAGCGCAAGAAGCUCAGGAUUGUUGGAGAGAAAACAAGCGCGAGCAUGUCGCGCUGCCCCAGAUGUGAUGCCGAGCCUUAUACAAGCGGCAAGAGACACAUCUUUUGUCUGCCAGCAGGCUUUCCGAAAUCGUCGAUGGAACUGCAGUAGCAUUGAACGGGCGCCUUACUACACGCCAGAGCUGCUCUCAGGAACCCGAGAGCAAGCAUUUGUCUACGCGAUGUCAGCAGCCGCGGCUGUCUGGAGACUGGCACGUGGUUGUGCUCUGGGAAAUUUGGCGGCUUGUUCUUGCGCGACACCACCUCGUAGAGAACCACCGUCACCCUCGGCACUAAUUUCCUCGAGCUCGUUCAUCUCCAGGUCUGCGUCUUUCGACGCAAUGUCCGCGAGAAAUUCAUUCAAAUGGGGCGGGUGCGGGGACGACGUGAGAUCAGCUUCACGUAUGGCCAAAAGGUUUCUCCAAGGUUCCAGUCCAACUGGUUCUGGCUCCACCAGCAAGUUUUUGCACGCUGUCAAUAUGCACAACAAUCGCGCCGGUCGAAGGGCAGUAGAGCAAUCGUUAACGCUGGAGUGCAAGUGUCACGGUGUAUCAGGAUCAUGCAGUGUAAGAACCUGCUGGAGAGGACUGGACUCAAAAGGACCAGCAGCUGCUGGCGUACGGCUCUUCCGCAAGUAUGCCACCGCCGCAGAAGUAAGACCAAAGUCGGGGAGUCGUCUGCCGCCGCUGUAUCAUCAUGAUAAUUUGCUGUACACGACCAAAAGUCCGGACUACUGUCUACCAGACAAGAAAAGAGGCAGUCUAGGCACUGUUGGAAGACAAUGCAAUGGCAGCAGCGCUGGAUACGAAGGCUGUGAAUAUCUCUGCUGCGGUCGCGGGCAUGUCACCAAGACACGCGAAAUCCUCGAGAGAUGCGAAUGCAAAUACAUAAGCUGCUGCUACAGUGUAAAGUGCAAAACCUGUAAAAAUAUUAUCACCACUUACGAGUGCAAUUAA
This is a messenger RNA of Cotesia congregata, 1140 nucleotides long. Lineage: Eukaryota; Metazoa; Arthropoda; Insecta; Hymenoptera; Braconidae. The record is from the annotation of a GenBank genome assembly.